This is a messenger RNA of Lasiosphaeria miniovina, 753 nucleotides long. RefSeq lists its product as uncharacterized. Bases 1 to 570 code for a protein of 189 amino acids. The transcript is spliced from 2 exons. The record is from RefSeq and is a predicted model, not a curated record. NCBI's taxonomy places the organism in Eukaryota, Fungi, Ascomycota, Sordariomycetes, Sordariales, Lasiosphaeriaceae.
AUGCUCCCGACUCGUCUGAGCACCGGUUUCACCGCCCUGGCAGCCCUUUUCGCAGCCGGCAGCGCAGUGGCAGCACCCAACACCACCACGCUCUCCCUCAAACCGUGGGAGAUCUCGACCCUAGUCACGCACUCGCCCUCAGGGUACCCAGGCGGCGCGCCGUACUCGACGCUGUUCGCGACCAUCUCAGACCCCAACAACAUCUUCCUAGGCAGCACGCAGUUCGGCGACGCCGUGUUCGCGCCGUCGAGCGUCAAUUGCACGGUGCGGUGGCUCGGGAUCGCGGGCGCCGACGACGACCCGCACGGCCGCGCCCACCAGUGCUCCGACAUGGGCCACGGGAAGUGGACCGUCGAGAUCCUGCCUGGCGUCGCGGGGGACCCCGCCGUGCGGUCGUCGCCCGACUCGGCCACGACCAACUUUGCGCUGCGCUUCACGUUGACCGAGGCCGUCACGCUCAUGACCGGGACCGACACGGUUACGCGGCCGGUGUUGGUCAACCAGACUUUGGUCGAGACACGGUGCUUGGCUGGGACCUGCAGCGAGUGGGUGAGGGGUGGCAGUUCAUGAGCAUCGGCUCUCAACCCGAAGCCGCCAGGCAGCAGGGUUUCCCAGAAGAUGGGUCGCCCCGACGGGCUGGACUAUCAGUCCGCCGUCCCACGGCUCGUCGCGGUCGAACGCUCCGGUUUUCAUUUCCGCAAUGUAAUGAAUGAGCUCACGGAGGCAUUCUAGGAUAAUAAUGGAAUUCAAGCU